Molecule: messenger RNA, 279 nt
Organism: Thecamonas trahens ATCC 50062
Lineage: Eukaryota; Apusomonadida; Apusomonadidae
Exons: 2
Coding region: 1-279 (92 amino acids)
Source: RefSeq, a predicted model, not a curated record
AUGUACGGGGGCGCCGACUUGAUCAUCUUCAUCAUCGAGUACCCGGCGCCGGGUCGGAACAAGUCGGCCUCAGAGGUCAUCUUGCACAAGUAUGUGGGCUUUGUCGGUACUUCUGUCUUCUCCAACUUUUACAUCAGAGCUGGUAUGUACUUCAUCAUCGCAUGCGUCUGCUUUGCCGGCCUCCCGCUCAUCGUCUGCGGCCUCAUCCUCAUGAUUGCAGCCUUUAUCUACGGUUACGCAGGCUACAACGGCGAGACCGUCAACAAGGGCCGUCGCUAA